CGGAGCGCGAGUGAGCCCAGGCGUCGGCGGAGGCCCAGCCUCUUUAGAGCGCUGUAGAGCGCACGCGGGGAGCCUUUCCUAAUCUCAGGGUCCUCUGUAGCUCCCGCCCUAACGACCUUUAAGCGUGGCCGAGGUUAGGGCAGCUUCCGCCGAUGUUCCUGGCUGGGACCAAGGAUCCUUCCCGGAGAGCCAUGAAACCCCCAGGAGGAGAAUCUAGCAAUGUUUUUGGAAGUUUGGGAGAAGCUGUUCCUUCAAAUAGGCCUAAUAGGAUGGCGUCUAAUAUUUUUGGACCAACCGAAGAACCUCAGAACAUACCCAAGAGGACAAAUCCCCCAGGAGGAAAAGGAAGUGGAAUCUUUGAUGAGUCAACUCCUCUGCAGACCCGACAACGUCUGAACCCACCUGGUGGGAAGACUAGUGACAUUUUUGGUUCCCCAGUCACUGCAACUUUACCCCUGGCACACCCAAACAAACCCAAGGACCACACUCUUUUGUGUGAAGGAGAAGACCCAAAAUCAGACCUUAAAGCUGCAACAAGCACCUCGUCACAAGAAGAGCUGGGAACAAAGGGCAGCUCAAGAGAAGUGGACCACACCAAGGAGCUGGAACCCAGGCCCACAGUUGACAACCAUGAGCCCAGGCUGGGGCCACGGCCUCGCUCUCAUAACAAGGUCCUGAACCCACCUGGAGGCAAAUCCAGCCUCUCCUUCUACUGAGAGGCUCCUUAUAGCCAGACCAGAAACUCAAAAUAGGGUAUCAGAUGUUAUCAUCUUUAGCCCAAAAGAAUGGGGUGGGAGGGUUUGUGUGUGUAUGAGGCUGGUUGCUCAGAGCUCUCCUGCGCUCCUGAGAGCUGCACUGGAGUCCACGUCUUCCUGACUGUUGAGGGACACAUCUGUUGGGAAACAAUGGGACUUCCUUGGGGUCUACCCAUUUGUUGUUGCUGAUGGAGCAGGACUCUUAAGAUGAAUGAGGGCGGGGAGACGGUGCAGAGUAGCAGGAGGCUUGGUAGAUUUUCCCUGUCCUUGCACCAGUGUUUUGCUGACUGAGCAUCUUAAAAGCUUUUGAAAGAAAACUUGACAGCCUGUCUGUUUCUGUGGGACACAGGAGUAAGCAUGAGCAGAAACACUAAGGUGGUGGAAGUCUCUGUACACCACCUUUAGAUCCCUUUAGUUACUUGUCACCAAUGUGGCUCACUUCUGAGAUGACUGUUGAACCCCAAUGUCUCAUUUUAUACCCAUUCUAUUGUCCUUCAGUCUUGGUUGCUCUUCCUCUGUAGCAGUCAACAAAACUGAGCAGAUGUCUUCAGUCUGGUGCUGUACAGAAGAUUUUUGUGCCCUGAUCCUCAGAGUUGCCUAGUUCUUUCAUCUGAUUCCCUGGCUAGCUUUCAUGCAGCUGUCUGCCUUUCUCUACAGUGACUUAACUGUGGUCCUUGACAUGCCAAGUUUGUUUGUGUUAUUCCAUUUCUUUCUCCCCCACCACCAGCCUUAAGUCUAGGCCUUUGUUCCUCAAUGAUGGUGUAACGUUCCCUUGACAAGCCACGGUUCUUCCUACAUGUGAGGCCUACUGGCCUCUGCAGGGUUUAAAAUCUACUUCAUUACAUCUGAGCACUGGGCUUAUUCAGACUUUUACUGUGUCUCACUUUGUUCCUGUUUUUUUGGGGGGGAAAAGAUAUGCUUGAGGACCUUGGAUUCUUAGGUUGAUUUCUUUUAUAUAUAUUUUAAAAAGCUGUUUUGUAAGAAUCAGUGUCACAUAAAUGCCUAUGGACUCCAUUUCUGACAACUUCCAGAAAAGUCCCUUGCUUAGGUACACCAAAGAGGAAGAAGAGCUACUUGAGCCACUUUUUAAAAGCUUUGCAGAGGGCCGGGAAUUUAGCUUAGUGGUUCCACCACCUACCUUGCAAGCACAGGACCCAAAUUCAAUCCCAGGUACAAACAAACGCUUUGCAGAAACUCCACGCCAUAUUCAUGAACAUUGCUCCUUAGACCAGGAUGUUUACUUUGGCAGCAGAGUCACAACUGUCAUUCGCUUGUGAAGAUACAGAGCUAGCAAAAGUCAUGUUGCUUCAUUUGUCGGGCAGAGAUAACGCUGGAAGGGCUGCAGCCUCAAUUCCUACUUGCUUUAAGAUGAUAGGAGAGGAUCAGAUGGUGUAGCCACUUCUCUGAAUGCCUACAAAGCUCACACCAGGUGCUAGAAACUUCAUCAUGAUUAAACUUAGGAAAGCAACAGCUCAGUGCAGUUACACUUCCAUUGGCCUACCUGCUUUUAAGUGCCUGCAGUUGUACCAAGUGCCUGCAGUAGUGCCAAGUACUAAGCUCUGCAUAUUGUUCCUGGCACAUUGAGGAGUCAACCAAAGAGUUUCCCCCUUCAGUUGCCCUGCAGACUUUUAGAGCCAAGAGACACAAAUUCCAUGUGAUACCGUAAGAACUCAAAGGGGUUGUUGUGGAUCAGUCAUUUAUGAGAAUGUCAUUUGAAAUUAAGGUAUUAUAUGCUUUUCUUUUUCUUUUUUUUUUUUUUGAGUCCUAAAUAAUGCUUAGCUUUUUAAGUGCAAACACACUAACUUGUGUAACUUCUAAGGAAGUAUUCUAAUAGUAAAAAUGAAUACCAUUUGUGACUGUUUUCUUAACAAGAAAAUGAUCUGUGAAUUCCAAAUUGGGUUGCCAAGACUGUGACAUAAGUAUACUGGCCCAUUAUCCGUCCAGUGCAAGGGAGUCUCCUACUUCCACCCAUUGCCAGGGAUUUCUGGGUGGACAUGGGAAAUGCAACUUACAGCAGUGGCCCCUGGGUAGCAGAGCACCCUGCCUUGCUACUGUGUGCUUGACUUAAGCCCCUCUAAGCUUAUGGCCCGGGCAGUGCACUCAGUGCGAGAACAAGUGACCCUGCACAGGUAAGCCUGGAGGUGUGUUGUCACUUGGAUUAAGAAAAUGCUCUCUGCAUCAAAGAUACAUCCUGUUCUCAGCCUCCCAGCUGCAUUGAGAAAUUACUAAUCUCUGUAUUUUUAUUAAGCCUUAAAACUUUUAAGUGCAUUUGGUGCCAACAUUUUUCUAGAGCUGUAUCAAAGCAAGAAACCCACCCUCACAUCAGUGUAAUUUUGAUAAGAACCUUUUUUAUUUUUACAAGGCAGAAUUGGGUAUAACAGUUGAAUUAAAUUUAGUGACUAUGAA
Fukomys damarensis (Damara mole-rat) is the source of this 3161-nucleotide messenger RNA. RefSeq names its product Jupiter microtubule associated homolog 2 (gene Jpt2). The record is from RefSeq and is a predicted model, not a curated record. The transcript has 5 exons. Gene Ontology annotation, cellular component: nucleus. Lineage: Eukaryota; Metazoa; Chordata; Mammalia; Rodentia; Bathyergidae. Bases 153 to 716 code for a protein of 187 amino acids.